UAUAAUGGUUUGAUGCUUCAAACAGAAGAACAUGGCGAUGUUGGUAUCUUUGUUUGAGAGCUAAAUAAUGCGAUUGUCUGGAGUUCUGUUAGUAAAUGACGAUUUUUCUGAUAUUGGAAAGUUUUUGCGUGUUAAAGUUUUAACCAACAAGCUAAACAUGGAAAAACAUCAUCCAAAUUUGUUGUGAUUGUGUGUGUUAUUGCGUCGUUUGCCGGCGGGUAGCCACUGUAUAAAGAUCUUACUGUUGGAGGAGUGUAAUGUCAGGAUUGCAAGGAAAAGUAAGAGGUCCAGGGAGGCCCCCGAAGAACAAGAGCUCGUGCACCUGGUGCGGGGAAACAAAACAGCCCCUGAAGUACGUGUACCCCACGCAGCACGGCAAGAAGGAGUUCUGCUCGGAAACUUGCCUCUCCGAGUUCCGUAAAGCCUACAUCAAGGGUGCCUGUCUGGAAUGUGACAAUGUUAUCCGAGGCGCGCCGGUGCGUCUGGAGCAUGAGAACGCCUCUUCUAAGGAUUUCUGCAGCACAUUCUGCCUCAACAAGCACACGAAAAAAGAGCAGGCAGAGCAGAAACGCGUUUCUGGCAAUGAGAUGUGUGGUCUCGCCUCGAAUCAAAUACCUGCUGUUCCAGCAGGACAAAUGGACAUCUAUUCCACUUUUGACUGGGACGCCUAUUUGAAAGAUACUAACAGCAUUGCAGCUCCGCCAGAAUACUUCAAACAGAAUCUUUCUUCGCCGGUGAAUGAGUUUGCAUCAGGAAUGAAGCUGGAGGCUUUGGACCCCAGAAACCUGACCUCCACGUGCAUAGCGACCGUGGUCGGCAUACUGGGGCCGCGGCUGCGGUUGCGCCUCGAUGGAAGUGACAACAAGAAUGAUUUCUGGCGCCUCGUGGACUCAAACGAAAUCCACCCCAUCGGCCACUGCGAGAAGCACGGUGGAAUGCUCCAGCCGCCCCUGGGUUUCAGGAUGAAUGCUUCGUCGUGGCCCAUGUUCCUCCUGAAGACCCUGAACAACGCGGAGAUGGCGCACGCCAAGAUGUUCAAGAAGGAGCCGGCGACUCCCAGCAAGAACUUGUUCCAGGUGGGCAUGAAGCUGGAGGCUGUCGACAAGAAGAACCCUCAGCUCAUCUGCACCGCCACCAUCGGCGCUAUCAAAGGUGAUAUGAUACACGUGACGUUCGACGGUUGGAAAGGAGCGUUCGACUACUGGUGUAGGUAUGACUCAAGAGACAUCUUUCCUGUUAGUUGGUGCGCGAGGAGUGGCCACCCCUUGCAGCCGCCUGGUCAGAAACCUGCCUAUGGCUCGAGCCGGUUCAAGGCGCGGGUGUGCAACGUGGCUCCCCCCGUGGCCCCGGAGACGGCCCAGCAGCUGUCCCCCGCGCCCGGCGCCGUGUCGCCCUCCUGCGUGCCCGCCAUGACGGCCACCAGCACCACCGUGGAGCCCGUCACCUCCAGCGAGCAGAAACCUGCCGACGAGUAUGCCGUGUUCGUGAACCACAGCUGCAAGUGCGGGCCGUACCUGGACCCGCGCAAGGUCUCCGCGCUGCCGAUGAUGUUCAGCGGCAAGUCGGUCCACAGGCUGGCCCGGGACUGUGUCCAGGGACUUGUGGACGCCGCGCUCGACCAGAAGCACGUCUUCAGCCUGCUGAGGCGCGGCCAGGGCCAGGUCGUCAUCACCGCAUCAUUUGACCACAAGACAGAGAGCACAGAGCUUCCUCCAUUCGAGAAGUUGUCAGACCUGUGGGACUUGCUGGAAAUCUUGUUCGACGAGAUGAUGUGCUGCGAGAACAUCUACACGUCGCAGCUGCUGUCCGAGGGAUGCCCCAAGUGCAGCAAGCACCUGGUCACACCAGCAGUCAAGAAAGAGUGCGAGACUCCGGUCGGGGAGGCCAGCUUGAAGCGACGCUGGUCGGAGAGCUCGGACGCCAGCAGCAGGAUGGGCCCCAGCCCCAGCAGCGUGGGCACCGCCCCCACGGCCAAGCAGCCCCGCAAGUCCGUCCCAGCGGAGCUGGAGGCUGCGACGUCCACCACUCCCCCGGAGCACUCUGAGUCCCCACCAAAGAUGCCGGCCGACCCCGCAGAGUGGUCCAUCGAGGAUGUCAUCAGACACAUCGCGUACGUGGACCCUGCUCUGGGGGUUCACGCAGACCUCUUCAGAAAGCACGAGAUAGACGGCAAGGCUCUCCUGCUGCUCAACUCCGACAUGAUGAUGAAGUACAUGGGCCUGAAGCUCGGCCCGGCCCUCAAGAUAUGCAACCUGGUGAACAGGAUCAAGGGCCGCAAGCACCUCAUGUUAUGACAGUGAGAAGGCCUGCCUGGGGCGAGGCUGUCUUUACUCUUUGUGAUAUAUGCAGUGGGACUGUGACUGAUUUUCACUGGGGCGUCUGUUGUUUGCUGUUCGAGGGACGGUUUUUUUUUUCUUCGUAUAUUUUUGGUUUGUUUGUUUUAAGUUGUAUCCAAGCAUUGUGUUACACAAAUAGUGGCUGUAGUUUCCUUGGCUUUAUUUUUACAUGUCUGAACUGCAGAGUUAAAAUAUGUUGACAUGCAUAUAAUGAAUUUAGAAGCCGAGGGUUUUGAGUGUUGGGUUUUCAAAAUCGCCUGAAGUUUUUGCAAAAAAAAAAAAAAGUUAUUUCGUCAUAGUUCCAGGGCAUUAACAAUACUUCUAGGCAAAAGUUAGCUUUGGAUCAGAGGUCCCAUAUGUAUGUGGAAUGAUUUCAUAAGUUUAUUUAAAACUCUACGGACAUUUUGUGAUGGAAUGUUUUUGUAUUGCCAAGUUGUGCCAUGUCUUGGGUGUCUCAAGGGUGAAAGUGAAAGUGUUUUUGCUAGGGACGUGUACUAUUGCAACUUAUUUUAACUGAGCCUUGUAUCAUGUUUAUUUUUGUGCAAAAUGAUUUCCACUUACCAUUUUAACAGCUUUUAGGUAUGUGCUUUUUUUGAUUAUGGCUUUUGAGUGGUACACGUAUUAUAUAUGCCAUGUUUUCAUCUCUUUCAGAUAUUAGACUCUACACUAGAUAAACAUUGAUUACUUUGUCAUAUAUUAGGUAUUGAAAAUUAAAUUUCUUUAGAUGGUACUUUUGAAACCAACAUAUUGUUUCAAAGCUGUAAUCAAGUCACAUAUACUUGCAUUUGGGUAGGUGUUUAAUUUAUUGAAUAUGCAUUUUUCUUUCGCUGCAUUGCAGUUAAUGCUUUCAAUCAGUCGACCAAUUCUGGCAUUCAGUAAAGCUGCUUACACUGCGUACAUUCUACGAUAUCCCAGGAAGCUGUGGCAUGUGUGUGGAGGAGUUAUUGUGGUUCAGUGCAAACUGAAUAUUGCACUCUCAGGUCUUUGGAGUAGAUUUUACACUUUUUACAUCUUCCUAUGCAUACCAUGUUCUUACAUGUAUGCAGAUUUUGUCUUGAUACAGUCUGAUCUAAUAUUAUAUUCCAUCACGUGUCUGUGUAAAAGGUACGCCGAUGAUUGAUUCACAGUCAUGGCACUCAAGCAGAUUAUGAAAGAAGCGAGAAAGCAGAUUUUGGGGUGUGCGAGACUUUUUUUAUUUGAAUCGAAGUCGAAGACGAAGGUCUAAUUCUUUACCAAAGGUUAAUUCAAAGGUAAAGAUCACUUAAAUAUUUUACUACGCUAAGAAAAAUCUAUAUAUAUAACUUUUGAGUGCUUUUGUAGGUGUUUUGUACACUAAAUAAAAACAAGUAGGAAACAGCACAGUGACUAAUUGCCACUGCUUGUAAAUAAAAGCAAAAAUUACAAAACAAAAAUUACUUUUAUAAUACCAAAAUUGACUUAUGUAGCGACAUGAAACUGUAAACAAAAUACAGUUAUUUUCUUUGACUAAGCAUCUUUUCAAAACUCUUUAAAACCAGGCCAUUAUGAAAUUUCUGAAACUCCAGGACAAAUUUUUUAUUUAAUGUACCUGUAGUAUACAUAUACAACACCCAAUAAACAUACAAAUUCUUCAAUUUAUGUACAAGUAAUCUUGCUGUCCCGCCCUCUCAUUUCGUACGUACAGUUUACAUGAAUUAAACAGUUUUUACAGUUAUGUACUCCUAAUAGAAUCAAUCUUACUCUUCUAUACAUAAGUGUGCAACUGUGGUCUUGUUUUAGCAAACCCUUAAUAAGAUGCCCAAAAUAGUUGCUGUGCAAGGAUUUGCCUUUGUUAACAGCUCUGUAUCACCCUCAGAAGGGGAAUAUGGAGUGCGAGAUAGAGGGGAAAGUGUCUCUGGUUAGGACGAAUAAUUUUGAGAAAUUUAUGUUCUUUUCCUAUUGCUAGGUCUGAGAAACUUAAAGAUAUUGUGUAGGAGAUAAAAUGAAAAAGGUAAGACAACAGCAAGUACAUUACAAAAUUAUUGUAUCCAACUUUUUUUUGUUUUAUUUUUUUAUUUAACUUAUACUCUUGUUCACGAUUAGUUGAGACUAUUGAAUGGUUCUUCGGCAAACAUUCAGCUUUUCAGAGUUUACUAUUGACACUAGGCUAGCUAAUGUUGAAUAAUAUUUAUUUAUUUUGUUAAGUUUUAUGGCAUGCUGAAAUUAAUUUUUCAGUUGGAAAAAUUUUUGAGUAGGAAAGAAAUAUUUUCCCAGGGAACUGGAACAGGAUCUGCAAAAAAAAAUAGUGGAACAUUUCUGUAUAUUCAAUAUAUUUCCUGAAAUGUUCUUUGUAAAAUUAAGUAUUUUGGUUGGUUAGAAUAUCUUCAACUUGAGUCUUCUAGGUGUUCAAGGUUCACACUGUUAGUCAAAAUCUAAAUUUUUAAACACAACAAAUUUGUACAUAUGUUUUGAUGUGAAUGUAAAAAUUUGAGGCCCAGUUUGCAAGGAAAACUUUGUGUGGAGAUACAGACUAACUAGAAUAUGCUAAGCAAAUAAUAUCUGUAAAGUUAAGUAGUUAGCAGCAAUUCAUUUUCAUCUGUUUCUUCAGAAAAGUAAAACGUUUGGAAGUGGGUUGAACAUGAAUGUACUGAGUAGCUCUAAUAAUUUAAAUCUUUUUUUUUCAUUUAAUGUUGGGUCCAACACUUAUGGAUUAUAUUUUUUGGUUUGUUUUAAUUAAAGUGUAGGAAAACUGUAGAAACUUUAGCCUAACAUAUUUCCGUCCUCUGUCCAGUGUGUGCAUGCUUGGAUUAAAAGGAGAAAAUGUUUUCUUGCAGCUUUUUUGAAAACCUAUAAAAGAGCAGGGAAGAUAAAAACAUUUCCUGGGAAGGAGGGAGGGUAAUUAUUUCAUAUUUUAUCCGUGGAUUGGGAAGAGGGGGGGGGGGGGGGGCUUUUGGGUGUUUUCUGUGUAUUUUCUACUAGAUCAAUACAAGUUUACUUUGCCACGUUUUGAACAAAAAAAACAGAUAACACCAUGGGGCGGCACAGCGUUGUGUGCUGUUUUUCAGACAGGUAUAAUGUCUUAUCGUUUACUUACAGUUGUAAUAUAUUUUUAACUGUUCCCGGUAAAGAUUAAGUAAGAUGUGGUAUGUCUAAUGAACCAUACUGGAUCAAACUUUUUUUUAUUAUUUUCUUCACAAUUUACAUCACUGAAUGUAGUGGAAAAUAAAAACCCUCAACAUGAAUAAUUCUUAAAAAAAUUCCAAAAAUUCCAGGAAUUUUUUUUCCUGCCUGACAGGGGGGAAAAACCCUGUUAAUUCCAAAAAAUUUCCUGAAUUUCAGAAUUCUGCACAUAUAACAAUAUCUAGGUGCCCAAGUCUUUGUUCGCUGGAGCACCUGCCAAAAAUGUCUCACCUUAUCUUGAACAGAGUGUAGUAAAACCUGUGCAUUUUUUUUAUACAAUGCCUGCGUGCUUGUAUGCAAAGCGUAGUGUUACUUUUAUUAAUGCUCCGUGCGAUGUAAUUUGACUAUAUAUACUAUAUGUAUGUAUAGUAGGCAGGUGAAGAGAAAUGUCAAUAACCGGCAGGACUGGUUCUCUUUGCGGAAAACCUUAGCGGAUGUUAUGGCCCCUAACUACGGUGGCGUUAAAUACGCAUUCUACUCUAAGGAAAAAAUUCCUUCGAAUCCUAAGACGAAGAAGAAAAUCCUUCCAUUCGACUUCGACUUUCUGAAGCUUCAUACACCCCUAGUGCAGAUACUGAGGAAGUAUUCCCAUUUCUAACACUUGUUGCAGUGGCAUAGAAUGUAUUCAACUGUGUUGGUUAUCUUCAAGACAAAUAGUAGACAGUUUAAAACUAUCAGUUGCACUAUGAUCGUGCUGUACCUGCUCCAGGGAUUGUAGCAUCUUGGAUUGUUUUUCAAAGACCAAAAUUUUUUGUUGGCUGUGAACAAGAUUGUGAUUGAUGAAAAAAGCAGUUGUAGUCAAUAAAAACAGGUUACUUCAGUUGACAUAUCACAGCAGUCUGAUUGGUAUGAGGCUCCUCCUUAUAUUUUAAGUUAAACUAUGAUGAAACAAGAGCUUGAAAUGUGUUUCAGAGUUAUUUGCGUGUUUGAUGGCAAUAAAAUAAAGGUUACUGUGAUUUUGAAACCACCUUAACCCACAAUUCCUGCACUUUGCCUCUUGUCAUGAUGGCACUCUUGCCUGGAGACAGUUUUUAUGUCUAGAUUUAGGAAAGUCACUGUCUUAUGAAAUGGCAGUAAAGGUUAUUUCAGCGAUACUUGUAUCAGCAUGCUCAAGAAUGGUGUUUUAGGCGUUAUCAAGCUUCAGUUCACAAUGCAUGUUCUGGGAAACCAAGUUGUCUGGACUCAACAUCGUUAACUCAACAUUGUUCUACAUUUCUAAUAUUUUCAUAUCAUGUACAUAAACAGAAUUUAAUUUUGAAACCAUUGUUGAAGAUGCCAAUUUUGUUUCUUCAAUUGUGAAUACUAUCGCUGGAAUAUUUUUGAGCGGCCACGAUUGUAAAAUUAUUGCUACAUGAAUUAUUGUUGGGUAUUAUUUUGAGUUAUUGUGUUUUCACUGGAUGUGUGCAGAUACAAAUAUAUACAUAUAUAUGAAAAGUUUAACAUUUCUGUAAAGUGUGGAGUUUUAUAUGAAUAUAGUAUACAUAGAUAUGUACAUACCAGAAAUAUUUCUUGUGCAAUUAGUUGCCCAGCUGGUUUUAUAGUUGUGGUAAAUAACUGUUAUAUAAGCAUGUACUGAGUGUGUGUUAUGUGUAGACUUGUGCUUAUUUACUUUAAAUGAAAGUGCUGGUAAUGUUUCCUUCAGUUUCUUUACCAAGCAAUAACAGUUAUGAAGUAUGUGUUUCGGAAGUGUGUGUGUGUGUGUGUGUGAAUGAGUGAAAGAAUGAGGUUGUUAUUAAAGAUUCAUGAUAGCACUAUUUCAGUGUCAGAUAUGAUUGAUGUGUUUUAGCAUUAGUAAAAAUGAAAUCUUGCAACGAGUUUGACCUUAGAAUUUAAGUUUCAUCAGUUUGCAAAUAAGCAUUGCCAUUUCAUGACUAUGAAUUUAUGAAUUAUUGCACCAUAUAAUUAAUUGUAAGAAAAUUGUGUGAGCAUUUGGAGUCUAAAUAUGAAGAAUUAUUAUUUUCGUAAUGUUGAUAUUGUAAAUUAUAAGGAAUAGAUGUAAAGUGACUCAUAAGUGCGUAGUGAACUUUAGACUUGUUCUCUCAUUGGAAGUGCGAGUAGAAUGUGUAACAGUAGUGGUCUUUUAUUGCUAACAUGUUUGUGAUCCAUUAUUUUUAAAAGAUAUUUUUUUUAGUAUUUUGUUUUAAAUGAAAUUGUUUGGAUAGUGUUUCUUCCUCUCGCUCAUUCAAGAUGUACGGUUCACAGUGUUGUUAAUUCAUAAUAAAUAAAAAGGCAUAAUUUGGUAAUUUAUUGUAUGUAGUAAGUAUAAGAAACAUCAAAACCCAGUUGUUUACCGAAAGCUUUUAAAAGACCAUAUUUUUUAAUAAAUGUAAGAGAAAUAGAGCAUCUGAGAUAUAUCAUUUGUAGAGAAUAUUUUUCAGAUAUGGGGAGUGGUCUCCAAAUUUGAUUUUGACGUUGUUACCAAGUCAAACAUUGACUAAGAACAUAAUCAGAUUGAUUUUGCAAGCCAUUAAAACGGCCACUAUACUGAAAGUAUAAAACAUUUUGGAAUGGCUUAUCUAUUUAUUUUUUCUGGUAUUAAAUUAAAACUAUGUUCAUGUAAUAUAUUUUGUGUGAAAGAGUAAUAGCGAUAGCCAAACACAACUAUAUAUAUUUAUUCUUUUAUUGGUUACUAUAGUUCCAAGUUUCUUGACAGACAACACUUUUACAGCUUGAAUAACAUAUUUCUUAAUUUUUUUCCGUGCUCUUGUAAUUUUGUUUGUCCCCUGAAAACAAGACUUACAGGCUUAAGGGGAUUGGUGCAGGACAAAAAACAGUCAUUCGUCAGAAUUUGUUGGAAAUGAGCUUAAGUGUUUCAUAAAUGCUUGUUUAUUACUACUGUAUGGCCAGCCAGCACGUAUAUAAGCUAGCGGGUGAGAUUUGGCAGGUUAGUGGCGAGAGAGCUUCUGUGAGGGGAGGUUGUCAAAUGUUGCAGCUCUGAGGCCUGCCAUCUAGCGGGAAUCUUUCGAAGGUCUUACACAAUAUCGCCUUUCUCUCUCUAUCUCUCUCUCCAACACGGACACCCAACCAGCUCUUAUCGCUUCCCAUCUCGCCUUAUCCUUCAUUCUCGGAUCAGGUAGCCGCCCUACCCCGCGUAGACUUUCGUGUUACUCCAGGAAACCAAGACAACCUGUGAACAAUUUGUCCAAAGCUGAAUUUUUGUACUGUGGUAGAGUUGACUAUGCUUAAUAACAUACCGAAAGUUUACCACUGUAGACCUUGUGCGUUAUCACCGAAAAUUUGCAUUUAAGUCCUAGGUGACAGCAACUUACAUCAGUCCAUUAAAAUGCUACCCAUUUAUACAGUUUUUAAUUUAGACUGUCCAUAAACUUACCAAAA
Messenger RNA from Bacillus rossius redtenbacheri, 8810 nucleotides. RefSeq names its product polycomb protein Scm (gene Scm). Gene Ontology annotation, molecular function: chromatin binding; zinc ion binding; histone binding. The coding region runs from base 258 to 2294 and encodes 678 amino acids. The transcript is spliced from 14 exons. NCBI's taxonomy places the organism in Eukaryota, Metazoa, Arthropoda, Insecta, Phasmatodea, Bacillidae. Gene Ontology annotation, cellular component: nucleus. Gene Ontology annotation, biological process: negative regulation of DNA-templated transcription. The record is from RefSeq and is a predicted model, not a curated record.